AUGUCUUCUCGCGACAGAACGCCGCCGAAAGCGGCGCCUCGGCAGUCAAUCCCUUUACAAGAUCUCUCAAGAGGCCCCGAUGAUUCCUUCGCAGGUUCGAAUGGGACACAAGGACACAGCGCUGGUUCAAGUAGUCACUUUCAUCGACAUAGUCGCACUCGCUCGCUUCUCGCCGGUCGUCGAACCCCAACCUAUGCACGUCUGGAUGAAGAAUCGCCUACAAGAGGGGGGAGUGGAUGGGGGCGCGCCGGCGUGGGCGCACGAAGACACGACGACAAUGACUCUCCUGUUGAGGAUAUAGAAGGCUUCGCAGCAGCUACGGUCGGUCUGGAUCUGAACCUCCCAUCUACACCCCCAAGCGCGAGCACGAGGAGGCCGACAAUCAUCACCACUCCAGCUGAUCCCGCCGAGGGAGAUCAUUUUGAGACCGACAUAUUCUCCCCCCCGGAUACUGAUACAACACCAUUAACCGAAGGACGUGGAUACACAUCGUCUCUGAAGACAUCUGGCUCAUUAUCUCGAGGACAGAGGCACGAUAGACAGGGAAGACUGUCCAGCGUGCACUGGGCAGAAGGAGAACCUCCUUCAGUCUCUCGCGGUCGGGGCUCAAGGCUUGGAGAUGACCUACCCACCCUCAAUACAAGCACCGCUCUACGUCGAAAAUUGAGCACUGGUAGCACCAUGGCUGGUCUAACACCCGAAAGAGCAGAGUCCGGAGAACGAUCCCGCUCACAGUCACCGUCUCCUUCUCCCAUGGCAAGAGCGAACUCGAUGCUGCGAGAGAUAUCUCAGCGUGUCGUCAAUUUGAGUAACGACUCAGAUAUGGUUGAUCAGAAGAUUCGUCGAAAAUCCUCAGUACGAGAUCAGAGGCGACCAAGUACAUCGACCCCUAUCGGACAGCCAACACCAGAUGAGGAAGAAGCAUCCGGAAUGCCCUCGCCACUGGAGAAGGUCCCUUCUGUCGACGCAUCACCCGCACCGUUCAUGCCUGUUCAUUACCCAAACCCUCUGCUAGGCAAGUCGUGGGGCGUCUUUGGACCGGAGAAUCCGCUACGGAAGUGGCUGCUCGAGGUCCUUGUGCAUCCGCUCACUGAACCCUUAAUCCUGGUGUUGAUCAUUACUCAAGCCGUGCUGCUGGCAGUGAAUGCUGCCUCUGAUGCUGUGUACCUGCAGACAAGGACCAAGCGAUGGGGCACAGGCUUCGAUUAUGCUAUCUUUGGGCUUUUCGUAAUCUACACUUUGGAACUGGUCGCCCGUACCAUCGUCUCAGGCUUCAUCUCGAACCCACGCGAGCAUAGUACGAUCAAUCGAGAACUAGGUCUCAAGAGAGCGGUGCUACAAAAGGCCCACACACUCUUUUCCGGACAGCAAUUACAAGAUAUGCCACCUGCAAAGACCGAUACUCCAAAUCCCUCCAUCGUACGUACUUUCACUGGUGUCCCGGGUCCCGGCGCCCCCGGUCAUCGCAAACACCAGCAGAGGAUGCGCCUUGCUCGGCGUGCUUUCCUCAGACAUUCUUUCAAUCGGCUCGAUUUUGUGGCUGUUGUGUCGUACUGGAUUUCGUUCUCUAUGCAGACGACGCUGAUAGAGAGCAGUACCCACGUCUACGUCUUCAACAUGUUGAGCAGUUUACGAAUCCUACGCUUGCUUGGCCUGACAGCAGGAACUUCGGUCAUUCUUCGUAGUCUGAAGAAAGCGGCCCCUCUCCUGGUUCAUGUUGCAUUUCUGAUCGGUUUCUUCUGGCUCAUUUUUGGUAUCGUUGGAGUCCAGAGCUUCAAAUCAAGUCUUCGACGGACCUGCGUCUGGGUUGGAGACGAUGGCUCUGGUCAGAACUACACACUUAACGUCGCUCCUGAGAAUGUACAGUUUUGCGGAGGUUACCUGGACGCAGUCACAGCAGAACCCAUGCCAUGGCUGAAGCUCGACGGGCAAAAUGGCACACGCAGUCCCAAAGGUUAUUUCUGUCCACAAAAUUCCUUAUGCGUGGAAGGCUCUCAGGGCCCUUACAAUGGUACUGUCAGUUUCGACAACAUCGUCCAAUCCCUGGAGCUCGUGUUCGUCAUCAUCAGUUCCAAUACCUUCUCCGAUCUGCUAUACUACCUCACCGACUCCGAUUACUUGGCAGCAGCGCUUUUCUUUGCGGCUGGUAUUGUCGUUCUCAGUUUGUGGAUGGUCAACUUGUUGGUGGCUGUCAUCACCUCUUCCUUCCAGAUUAUUCGCGAAGAGAGUCGUCAAAGCGCAUUUACCGCGGACAACAUCGACCAGCCAGUACUUGCAGACGAUCCGAUGACCAAACGAAGCCAGCUGAAGAAGAUCUUUGACAAGACUCAUAUGUUCUGGGUUAUUGUCAUUGUCUAUGGGCUGGUGGUGCAAAGCUUGCGCAGCGCGCACAUGAGCGACUCUCGUGAAGACUUCAUCAUGAACUCCGAGACAAUCGUCACACUACUCCUUCUCGUUGAGAUCAUUCUUCGCUUCCUUUGUGACUGGCGAAAUUUCUUUCGAGGCAAACGUAAUUGCAUUGAUCUUCUCCUUGCCGUUGUCACUUCCAUCAUGCAGAUCCCAGCAAUUCGACAUUCCGGCAAGCCUUAUGCGUGGCUCACAGCCUUCCAGAUUGCCCGUGUCUAUCGAGUCGUCUUGGCGGUCAGGGUUACCAGAGAAUUGGUGAUGCUUGUGUUCAGCAACAUCGGUGGUUUACUCAACCUGAUACUCUUCGUCUUCUUGUUCACCUUCAUGGCAGCCAUUCUAGCAUCCCAAUUGCUGAGAGGAGACAUCCCUGCCGAGGAUAAUGCUGGGGACACAAUCGAAGUGACCUUUUUCAACAUUUGGAAUUCAUUUGUCGGCAUGUACCAAGUUUUUUCAAGCGAGAACUGGACCUCUCUCAUGUAUAACGCCACCGAGUACAACCUCAUAUGGGAUACAGCAUGGCUAAGUGCGAUGUUUUUCAUUCUGUGGUUUAUCAUCUCAAACUUAAUCGUACUCAAUAUGUUUAUUGCUGUCAUCCAAGAGAGUUUUGAUGUGUCUGAGGACGAGAAAAGAUUGCAGCAGGUGAAGGCUUUCCUUACGCAGAAAGAAAUCAGUGGCUCGGCCCCUGGCAAUUUGUCACUUGCCGCAGUAUUCAAGAUGGGACGAGAUUCACUCAGACAUCGCGAUGCCUUGGAAUACGGCUCCGCUACUGUCGAGCAAUUGUUAAAGGAGGCUGUCGUCACAGAUUUCUUGGAUGAACAGCAGGAAGGACUGUCGAAGCGACCCCCUUCGAUGCAUCUGCCCGAUGCUGGAGCAGUGAAGGUAGGCCUCCUGUCAAAGUAUUGGGGUAAGCUUGUCGGCCUCAGCAAGCACCAUGAACCAAAUCCGUUCUAUUCCAAUGCCACCAUCACACGGGCUAAUGAAGAGUUCGACCCUCGGGCAGCUGCAAAAAGGGUCGUCAUGACCACUGAGAACCGACGGCGCGCUCAGCGUCAAUAUUUGCAGAAGCACCCAAAGUACAACGUGUCACUCUUCAUUUUCAAACCCAACAACCGACUUCGAAAGCUUUGUCAAUACCUGGUCGGGCCAGGGCGAGGAUCAGAGCGAGUUGAAGGUGUGUCGCCGUACAGACCUGCCUGGUAUGCCUUUUCGGCUUUCAUUUAUGCCGCCAUAGUUGCUAUGGUGAUUCUAGCCUGCAUCACGACGCCGCUAUAUCAACGCGACUACUUCCUGGACCAUGACGUGAAUUUCACUAAUUGGUUCGUUUGGACCGAUUUGGGCUUCGCAGUUCUUUUCACUGCAGAAGCAGCAAUUAAGGCCAUUGCUGAUGGGUUCUUCUUUACCCCGCAUGCCUACUUCAGAAGUGUCUGGGGUUUCAUCGAUGCCGUGGUCUUGAUGACACUAUGGAUCAAUGUCAUCACCACAUUGUAUCGGGACGAUGGCGUCUCUCGAGCUGUCGGUGCCUUCAAAGCUUUAAGGGCGUUGCGACUGCUCAAUAUCAGCGAUACUGCCCGAGAAACAUUUUAUUCCGUCAUCAUCAUUGGCGGAUACAAACUUAUAGCCGCAGCAUUCGUAUCGAUGAGUCUUUUGGUCCCGUUCGCCAUUCUAGGUGUCAAUCUAUUCAACGGUGAGAUGAAGGCAUGCAACGACAGCAAUUUUGGUUACAACUCUUUGACCAAUUGUGUUGGUGAAUUCAACUCGACACCCUUCAACUGGCCGGUAUUGGCUCCCAGGCAGGUGUCAAACCCGUGGUACUCUUUUGACGAUUUCGGCAGUGCUCUGUUCAUCCUUUUCCAGAUUGUUUCUCAGGAAGGAUGGACCACUGUUAUGUGGUCUGGCAUGAGUAUCACUGGUAAGGGAUUACAACCUCGGGCAUUUGCAUCCCAGGGGAAUGCUGUCUACUUCAUCGUCUUUAACCUUCUAGGAGCUGUCUUCGUGUUGACAUUGUUCAUAUCAGUCUUCAUGCGCAAUUAUACCGAGCAGACCGGCGUCGCUUUUUUGACCGCCGAGCAACGUUCCUGGCUGGAAUUGCGGAAACUUUUGCGGCAAAUCUCGCCCUCCAAACGGUCAAUCGGGGAGAAGACAUCCCGUCUUAGAAAGCUGUGCUAUGACUUGUCAAUCAAGAAACGAGGGAAAUGGCAACGGUUCAUCACCACCAUCCUGGUCCUGCAUUUGAUUCUUCUUAUGGUGGACUACUACCCCGAGCCGGUCUGGUGGGAGACAUUGCGAGAAUGGAUAUUCCUGGGCUUUGCCGUCAUACUCAUCACCAAUGUCGUGAUCAGGAUCAUCGGGCUAUCCUGGAAUCGGUUCAGAAGAAGCUCUUGGGACAUGUACUCGAUCUUGGUUCUCUCAGGGAUCCUGGGGACUUCUCUUACGAGGCUUUCCAAUGUUAAAAGCAGCAGCUUUGAACAAGUCCACAAGCUCUUGUUAGUUUCAGCCACUUUUCUACUCAUCCCACGCAACAAUCAGCUCGACCAAUUAUUCAAAACUGCGGCGGCGUCGCUGCCACUGAUUGCCAAUCUCCUUGCAACAUGGUUUGUGCUUUUCUUGGUGUAUGCGAUUGCAUUCACGCAAGCAUUCGCCUUGACACGUUUUGGGGACAAUGAAAGCAACAAUGUCAAUUUCCGCACCGUGCCGAAAGCUUUGAUACUCCUGUUCAGGACAAGCAUCGGCGAAGGAUGGAACCAAAUCAUGGAGGAUUUUGCCGGGAUUGAACCUCCUUUUUGUGUUCAAGGAGAUAGUUUCUUCGACAGCGACUGUGGCAGUUCGGCCUGGGCAAGAACCCUGUUCAUCUCUUGGAACAUUAUCAGCAUGUACCUCUUCGUAUCAUUGUUCGUCUCGUUGAUUUUCGAAAGCUUCUCCUACGUCUAUCAACAGAGCAGCGGCAUGUCUAUCGUAAGCCGCGAUGAGAUCAGACGUUUCAAACAAGCCUGGGCAGACUUUGACCCGAAUGGCACCGGCUUCAUCUCCAAGGAACAAUUCCCUCGCCUGCUAGGGGAACUCUCCGGUGUCUUCUCGAUGCGCAUCUAUGACGGCGAUUUUUCCGUGCAGCGUAUUAAAGAGGACUGCUGCUUCCAACCCGGAGACCCUGUUGCGCCGGGUAGUAGAAUAUUCGAAGGGAUGGACUUAACUAGGUUAUCUGAAAGAGUCAGCCAAAUCCCGGUCGAUGAAAUCCGGAAGAGAAGGGAACGAAUGAACGUGUUUUACGAAGAAGCCUUGCUCACGGCUGAUCCGGGUCGCGGGAUUCCUUUCACAGCAUGUCUCUUUCUUCUGACCCAUUACAACGUCAUCACGGAUUCGCGAAGCUUGCGGCUGGAAGAAUUUUUACGACGGAGAGCACGUUUGCAGAGGGUUCAAGAAACUAUUCGACGCAAUACUGUGGUUGGCUUCUUCGACACCGUCUAUUGGUCGCGAGAAUUCAGGAGAGCUGUCGAACGGCGACGGAAAUCACGUCUUGCUGCCCCUCCAGCGAUUCCUGUGCCGGAGAUUUUCAUCGAGAACCCGGAUGAUAAUCUUGAGAGCAGCAGCAGUACUGAACCGCGAGACUUUACAGCAUCAACGCCCUCAUACACACCGAAGAAAACAAUCACACAUCUUCCACCUAUCGACACAUCAUUCCAGGCCGGUGACUCGCUGCAGAGCCCGUCCGGAUUCAGCUUCGACGAGUCACCCAGAGCCAGCCCGACUAGGACGAGAUUGGGGUCGGUGGAUACAUCGUAUCAUGGCGCACAUAGAUCGUCACCUACAACGCCAACAUUGAGCCACAGCCGCCACGGUAGCACAGCUAAUGGGAUGGGUGGACAAGGUGUCAUGGAAGAUUUUGAUGCCUCAGCAUGGGGAGAGAGUCUACGACGAAGUUUUACCACCAGGAGAUCACGGGAUGACCUCGAUUGA
Molecule: messenger RNA, 6357 nt
Organism: Exophiala spinifera
Lineage: Eukaryota; Fungi; Ascomycota; Eurotiomycetes; Chaetothyriales; Herpotrichiellaceae
Exons: 2
Coding region: 1-6357 (2118 amino acids)
Biological process (GO): calcium ion import across plasma membrane
Cellular component (GO): voltage-gated calcium channel complex; membrane
Molecular function (GO): calcium ion binding; high voltage-gated calcium channel activity
Source: RefSeq, a predicted model, not a curated record